Messenger RNA from Arabidopsis arenosa, 1705 nucleotides. NCBI's taxonomy places the organism in Eukaryota, Viridiplantae, Streptophyta, Magnoliopsida, Brassicales, Brassicaceae. The record is from the annotation of a GenBank genome assembly.
CCACUGCAGCACUGCUAACGUUGCUUUCGUCCUACUCCAAAAUAAGCUUCUUCUUAUGGACUAAAACCUUUUCUUCAGAAAGAAGAAGAAGAAGAAGAGAGAUUAACUAUUCCUUCUUCGCCAAGUUCUCUGAGAUAGAGAGUAAGGAGGGAUUUCUUCUUCACUCUUUUGACCAUCAUUGUUGCCCACCUUCUUUGCUUGAGAUUUUUCGCCGCAAUUUGCUCGCUUACUGACAAAAGUCAAGUCUCUCUCUCUCUCUCUCUCUCUCUUUGGAGGCUCAAUUAGGGUUUUGUUGCUGUGAGAUUUGAUUACGCAAAUUGCUGAAUUUGGUUUCGAUUAUUGGCGUGAGACGGUGUUAUUUCCGGAGAUUUCCAGUGAGUUUCCGUUUAUGGAUCUGACUGGAGGAUUUGGAGCUAGAUCCAGCGGUGUUGGACCGGGCCGGGAACCAAUAGGGCUUGAAUCGCUACAUCUCGGUGACGAAUUUCGGCAACUAGUGACGACGUUACCUCCUGAGAACGCCGGCGGCUCGUUCACGGCUUUGCUUGAGCUUCCGCCUACACAAGCAGUGGAGCUUCUUCAUUUCACUGAUUCUUCGUCUUCUCAAGCGGCGGCCGUGACUGGGAUCGGUGGAGAGAUUGCUCCACCGCUUCACUCUUUUGGUGGGACAUUGGCUUUUCCUUCUAACUCAGUUCUCAUGGAGCGAGCAGCUCGGUUCUCUGUGAUUGCUACUGAGCAACAAAACGGAAAUAUCUCCGGGGAGACUCCGACGAGCUCUGUACCUUCCAAUUCCAGCGCUAAUCUCGACAGAGUCAAGACCGAGCCUGGUGAGACCGAUUCAUCUCAGCGGUUGAUUUCUGAUUCAGCGAUUGAGAAUCAAAUCCCUUGCCCUAACCAGAACAAUCGAAAUGGAAAGAGGAAAGAUUUCGAAAAGAAGGGUAAAAGCUCGACGAAGAAGAACAAAAGCUCCGAAGAGAACGAGAAGCUGCCAUAUGUUCACGUUAGAGCUCGUCGUGGUCAAGCAACCGAUAGCCAUAGCUUAGCAGAACGAGCAAGAAGGGAGAAGAUAAAUGCACGAAUGAAGCUGCUACAGGAACUGGUCCCAGGCUGUGAUAAGAUUCAAGGUACCGCGCUGGUGCUGGAUGAAAUCAUUAACCAUGUCCAGUCAUUACAACGUCAAGUGGAGAUGCUAUCAAUGAGACUUGCAGCGGUAAACCCCAGAAUCGACUUCAAUCUCGACACCAUAUUGGCUUCAGAAAAUGGUUCUUUAAUGGAUGGGAGCUUCAAUGGCACACCAAUGCAGCUUGCUUGGCCUCAUCAAGCCAUUGAGACCGAACAGUCCUUUCAUCACCGGCAACUGCCACCACCACCAACACAACAGUGGCCUUUUGACGGCUUGAACCAGCCGGUAUGGGGAAGAGAAGAGGAUCAAGCUGAUGGCAAUGAUAACAGCAAUUUGAUGGCGGUUUCUGAAAAUGUAAUGGUGGCUUCUGCUAAUUUGCACCCAAAUCAGGUCAAAAUGGAGCUAAUCUCUUAUAAGAUUCACAUCCGUUUCGAAGCAAUGGAACUCGAUGAUCAAAUCAACAUCUUUUGCGUCGAGACAUCUAAUCCGAGCGCAGUCACGAAAUCCGAGUAUCCUUCUUGCCGGUGCCCGCGCUUGGAAUGAACCAUAUCCAUUUUGUUAUCUUAAGAAAGUGGAGUUAGGAUC